AUGGAUUCCGAGGAGGACUUCAUGUCCGCUCUUUCGAGCGAGGACGAGAUGAUGCAAGACGACAGCGGCGAGGACAUGUCGGGCGCCGAUGACUUCGACGAGGACGACUUCGAUGACGAGCCCGACGCCGACCUCGGCAUUAUCAAGGACUCCGACAGUAAGAAGAAGGUCGCCUACGACAUUUCCUUCAAGGUCUACAAGCCCGAGGACAUCCAGAGCCAACAGGACGACAUGAUCGACGAGGUCAAUAUGAUUCUCAAUAUUCGCAAGGAGGACGUCGCCAUCCUGCUGCGCCACUUCCGCUGGAACAAGGAACGCUUGAUUGAGGACUACAUGGAUACUCCGAAUAAGGUACUGGAGGCUGCAGGCCUGGGAUCGAACGUCACCGGCCCGCCCAAGCUAGAGGCCAUCCCGGGCUUUAUGUGCGACAUUUGCUGCGAGGACGAGGAGGGUCUCCAGACCUUUUCUCUCAAGUGCGGUCACCGAUACUGCGUCGACUGCUACCGUCACUACCUCAACCAGAAGAUCCGCGAAGAGGGCGAGGCUGCCCGCAUCCAGUGCCCUGCCGAGGGCUGUGGCCGCAUCAUCGACUCCAAGUCGCUCGAUCUUCUCGUCACCCCCGAACUCGGUUCACGGUACCACGAGCUGCUCAACCGCACAUAUGUCGAGGACAAGGACUCCCUCAAGUGGUGCCCCGCUCCCGACUGCCCGAAUGCCGUCGAGUGCCCUAUCAAGAAGAAGGAUUUGGACAGAAUCGUCCCCACGGUCGCCUGCGCAUGUGGUCAUCGCUUCUGCUUCGGUUGCAUCCUCAACGACCAUCAACCAGCCCCCUGCGAGCUCGUCAAGAGAUGGCUCAAGAAGUGCGCCGACGACUCCGAGACAGCUAACUGGAUAUCAGCGAACACAAAAGAGUGUCCGAAGUGUAACUCCACUAUUGAGAAAAACGGUGGCUGCAACCACAUGACCUGUCGCAAGUGCAAGCACGAGUUCUGUUGGAUGUGUAUGGGCCUGUGGUCGGAGCAUGGCACCAGCUGGUACAACUGCAAUCGCUUCGAGGAGAAGAGCGGCACCGAAGCCCGCGAUGCGCAAGCAAAGUCCCGCAUAUCGCUGGAGAGAUACCUGCACUACUACAACCGCUACGCCAACCACGAACAGUCCGCCAAGCUCGACAAGGACAUUUAUCAUAAGACAGAGAAGAAGAUGGUGCAGCUCCAGACCGCGUCAGGCAUGUCGUGGAUCGAGGUUCAGUAUCUCAACCAGGCCUCGCAGACACUGCAAACCUGUCGACAGACCCUCAAGUGGACGUACGCAUUUGCCUUCUACCUUGCCCGCAACAAUUUGACGUCCAUCUUCGAGGACAAUCAGAAGGAUUUGGAGAUGGCGGUUGAGGCACUGUCAGAAAUGUUCGAGAAGCCCGUCACAGAGCUGUGUGACAAGAAGCUGAAGGUCGACAUCAUGGACAAGACGUCGUACUGCAAGAAGCGACGCAUCAUUCUUCUGGAGGAUACCGCCGAUAAUUUGGCCAACGGUCGCUGGACUUUCAACGUUGAUCUUACCGGUCCUAUGCCAUCCGCUGCCACGGGCAGCCGCCGUUGA
This is a messenger RNA of Colletotrichum chrysophilum, 1596 nucleotides long. RefSeq lists its product as uncharacterized. The record is from RefSeq and is a predicted model, not a curated record. The transcript is spliced from 3 exons. Gene Ontology annotation, biological process: protein polyubiquitination; ubiquitin-dependent protein catabolic process; positive regulation of proteasomal ubiquitin-dependent protein catabolic process. NCBI's taxonomy places the organism in Eukaryota, Fungi, Ascomycota, Sordariomycetes, Glomerellales, Glomerellaceae. Gene Ontology annotation, molecular function: ubiquitin conjugating enzyme binding; zinc ion binding; ubiquitin protein ligase activity. Gene Ontology annotation, cellular component: ubiquitin ligase complex; cytoplasm. Bases 1 to 1596 code for a protein of 531 amino acids.